Quercus robur (English oak) is the source of this 1104-nucleotide messenger RNA. RefSeq lists its product as uncharacterized. The record is from RefSeq and is a predicted model, not a curated record. NCBI's taxonomy places the organism in Eukaryota, Viridiplantae, Streptophyta, Magnoliopsida, Fagales, Fagaceae. Gene Ontology annotation, biological process: root development; shoot system development. The transcript has a single exon. Bases 71 to 1066 code for a protein of 331 amino acids.
GAGUGUGUGUUUAUAUCUAGAUCCAGAUCCCAAUCUCAAUCAUGUUAUGACUGAUUGAUAUUCCAGGAGGAUGAGAUUCCUCAUGUCCCCCUCACCUCAAAAAAUAUAUAUUGAAGGGAAGCCACUGCAAAUUGCUAAACCAAAUUGUACAUUCAACUGCAAGGCCUAUUUCUUGUUGAAGGAAAACAUGACUGCCUCUAAUUUCAACUCAAAAUCCCAUCAACACACUCGCUCAAACAGCUUACCCACUAGAACACACCCUCUCAUUUCAGAAUUCAAUGACCAAUUGAGCAGAUCAAGAGAUCUUGAAGCAACCUCUUCAUCAUCAACAUCUAUAUGCCAGAAGCUAAAUGGCCUUCAAGAUUUGCAUGAUUGUGUUGAUAAGUUGCUCCUAUUGCCAUUCACACAAGCAUUAGCCCAAGAGCAGUGUGAGAAAUCAGUUAAUGAGAUUUUGGAUGGAUCACUCAGGCUCUUGGAUGUUUGUGAUAUGGCAAGAGAUGCCUUGUUGCAAACAAAGGUAUGCACACGUGAACUCCAAUCAACUCUGCGCAGAAGACAAGGCUAUAAAAUGGAGAUCACAGGGGAGGUUGAGAAAUACUUGGCCUCAAGAAAGGGAGUAAAAAAGGCAAUGAAGAAGAUCUUAAAGAGCAUGCAAAUUAAGUUUAUUUACAAGAACACCGAAGAUAUUCUCAUUAUUAGCAUGUUAAAAGACCUAGAAGCUGCAACUCUCAUUGGAUUUGAAUCCCUGUUGACUUUUAUUGGUAAAUCAAAGUUGCAAACAAAGUCAAGCAGCUGGUCUUUGGUUUCCAAGCUAGUUCACCACAAAAGAGUGGCAUGUGAGUGUAAAGAAACAGAUGCAAAUGAGUUUGAGAUGGUGGAUGAAGCAUUGCAAUCACUCAUCAGUCACAAGCCAAGCAAAUCUGAUUUCUCUUUGCUUAUUGAUAAUGUGCAGACUGGGCUCGGGAAGUUGGAAUUAAACAUUCAAGAUCUUGAAGUAGUGCUUGCAUGCCUUUCUAGGAGUAUUGUCAAAACUAGAGUUUCCCUUCUGAAUAUCCUCAACCACUAGCCCGAAAAUUGUCAGGGGCGUACUUUGUCUGUAAACAA